CAUUUUGGCGGGCGGCAAUUCAAAAUUCAAUUUUAUGAAAACAUGUACUUUUACCAAUUAGUUUCCAAUUUAAAACCAAUUUUAAAAAAUUACCAAUUCUUUGCGAGAAGCUUCCCAUUCCCAUGACUCAUGGAUCACAAGAUAUCAGCUCACCGGAGCCCAGUUGUCUCUCCAAAUCAAUUAAACCAGCUGACAAGAGCCUGAAGCAAGCACUCUCUACUAAACAUCUCUAUCAAUUAAAAUCUCUCUCGAAACCAUGCAAAAUCCCAUGAUUUUAUUGAUUUUUUGCCUUUUCUGUGCAGUGAUCUGCUCCCGGGGUACAGAUUCGGAUAUUCCACAUGAAUUCCACAAAAUGCUGAAGCACGCCAAGAGUUUGAAUAGUCUACUGCGGGAUUUACACGUGAUUUACAGUCCCGAAAUGACAAAUCGACACGUUGAAAAGACCGAUAAGCAUGGAGCCGCCCUCUCCCUAAAAAGUGGCUCAAUGUCGGCGCAACGCAUAGUUUCCAUUCAAAAUAUUAGCGAUGACGAAAUGGACGGCUACACACUGUUUCAUUUACAAAGUAUGAAGGAUAUUAAACAGGGAAAUGAUACUUGUAAUCUCCAAUCAGUCUGUGUUCCGAUUCCACAACUGUCCGACGAUCCACAGGUGUUAAUGUACCCAAAAUGCUAUGAGGUGAAACAGUGCGUAGGAAGCUGCUGUAACUCUGUGGAGACCUGUCAUCCCGGAACAAUUAAUUUGGUGAAGAAACACGUCGCCGAGCUACUUUACAUCGGAAACGGGAGAUUCAUGUUCAAUAUGACAAAGGAAAUCACAAUGGAGGAGCAUACCUCGUGUUCGUGCUUUGAUUGCGGUUCUAAUACUCCACAAUGUGCACCGGGCUUCGUGGUUGGUAGAUCAUGCACCUGUGAGUGCGCGAACAAAGAGGAACGCAAUAAUUGUGUAGGCAACGCCACGUGGAACGCGGAGACUUGCAAAUGUGAAUGUGACCUGAAAUGUGAAGAGGGGAAAAUUUUACACAAGGAUCGGUGUGAUUGCGUGAGACGCAGACAACAUCAUGGGGGACCGAGGGGACAUCAUGGGCACCGUCAUCAUCACCGUUCGAGACCUAUUGAUACGGAAGAGGUACAGAAGAUCGGGCAGUUGAAGGUUGGAAGGAUCGGUGGAUGAAAAAAUACACUAAUAUUGAUUUUUUUGAGUUUUAAUAAACAAUUAUUGAGU
This is a messenger RNA of Caenorhabditis elegans, 1222 nucleotides long. It is a transcript of the gene pvf-1, whose product is annotated as Platelet-derived growth factor (PDGF) family profile domain-containing protein. The transcript is spliced from 7 exons. Gene Ontology annotation, molecular function: growth factor activity. Lineage: Eukaryota; Metazoa; Nematoda; Chromadorea; Rhabditida; Rhabditidae. Gene Ontology annotation, cellular component: membrane. The coding region runs from base 257 to 1171 and encodes 304 amino acids. The record is from RefSeq and is marked reviewed. Gene Ontology annotation, biological process: signal transduction.